AUGGCCCCCUUCGUCAAAGUUGUUACCCUUGUCGGUGCUGGAACACAGGGGACUCGACUCGCAUUCAUGUGGUCAAAAUUGGGCCGCCCAGUUCACUUGGUUGAUCAAAAUGAGAAGCGACUCCAAGAUGCUGUCAACGAAAUCCAGAAGUUACGACGUGACUGGCCUGUUGCGAGUACGUUAACGCCUUUCGGGAAUAUCGUUACAUUCCCCUCGCUCGGUCUUAUCAAGAGCAUCGCCAAUUCAUGGCUGAUUGUUGAGUGUGUUCCCGAAUCUCUGGCGUUAAAAAAGAGGUUGAUCGGUGAACUUGACGCCAUCGCGCAAUCAGGCACGAUUAUUGCUUCAAACUCCAGUAGCUACACAAUUUCCGAGAUCUUGCAAGAUCUGAAUCUUCGGCAUCCCGAACGAUGCGUGAGUCUUCACUCGUACUGGCCACCCGAAACGUCUGCGAUCGAGGUAAUGGGAUCAGGCAGUACUAGGUCUGAUAUUAUCCCGUUAUUGAUGGAGGAAUGCCGAAGUCAUGGUUUCCAACCCUUUCACGUCCGAAGUUCAUCCACUGGAUAUAUUUACAACCGGAUUUGGGCCGCGAUCAAGCGUGAAUCACUUCUUGUUUUGGCAGAAGGGGUUGCUAACCCUCAGGAAUUAGACGCCAUUUUCAAAGAUGUUUUGAAGUCCCCCAAAGGUCCGUGUGAGCAGAUGGAUAUCGUCGGUCUUGACGUCGUAUAUGAUAUCGAGAAGCAUUAUUGCGAGAUUCGACCGGGCUUGCCGAAAGAGGCGACGGAAUUACUCGAGAAGAUGAUUGUCAGAAAUAAGUUGGGGGUCAAGUCUGGAUCUGGAUUUUACGAUUACAGCAAUCAUAAGUAG
This is a messenger RNA of Venustampulla echinocandica, 864 nucleotides long. RefSeq lists its product as uncharacterized. Gene Ontology annotation, molecular function: NAD+ binding; oxidoreductase activity, acting on the CH-OH group of donors, NAD or NADP as acceptor. Bases 1 to 864 code for a protein of 287 amino acids. The transcript is spliced from 6 exons. Gene Ontology annotation, biological process: fatty acid metabolic process. The record is from RefSeq and is a predicted model, not a curated record. Lineage: Eukaryota; Fungi; Ascomycota; Leotiomycetes; Helotiales; Pleuroascaceae.